AUGGGCAGACUCAGUCAUCUCAUCCGACUGGCCUUGGGCCGGUCCGCCUUUGAGGAGCCUUUGAGGGACGAAAAUGGCGAGUUUGUUCUCAACUCUCAUGCCUUUGAUAACGGUGCGCCCGGAUAUGUUCAGCAAUUCGACAGUCGUGGCCACCCAGUCAAUGAGAGUUCGGAGCGAGCAGAUAAAGCUCUGAGAAGGGCUCAGAACGAGGUUUUGCGGGUGGUGGGCGUCGUCAGAUCGAAGCAUGAUACAGAUACGAAGCUUGCACGGCGCCACGACCUUUCAGAUGAUGAGCUAGUUGACUUGGUCAAGCUGGAGAAUUUCGUUGGCCUCGCCAUGCGAGAAAUUUUCGCGUUGGGUCUCGAUUUCGGCUCCUGGUGGGCGAUAUCAUUCCGCUCUAGGCUUGUGACAUUCCGAUCAUACUUCGCACCGAGCUUGAUGGACGUCAUGUAUUCAGAAACACGACGCCUGGGGCCACCAGCUUUCUGCCUUUCGGGGCUAGGCUUCGGUAUCGCUGCGGAUUGGAUACGAGACUAUCGGUACAUGUUCACUCCAUCUAUGCAUCGGCCCAUCCGUCCGAAUGUCGAUGACUGUAAGAAUCUCAAAGCUCAGAAUUGCCUCCUUCUUAACGAUCACAGGAAAGAUGUGGGCAUCUUCACGAUCGAGUGGCCGAUACGUGCACAUAGCAUGCUCCAGGCGCUGGGUCUGAUGCCAGUCGAACACCUUAUUUCCUGGUCUACCUUCAUAUCCCCGCUCAGCGAGUCGCCCAAAUAUUUGGCGAGAAUGCCUGCAGCGGUAUCACUUCCAGCUUACGGAGCGUUUUGCAUCAGUCUGGUAACUUCUCCUUUUGUCCUUGCCUAUAUUGGCGAGCAGAUACGCGAAAGCAUAGAAUUGAGACUUCGCUUCCUAUUGCCAGAUAUCAUAGCGAAGCCGGAUCGUGCUGACAGACUCUCGGUCGGAGGCCGUGUUGGGGAGCUCGAUACCUACACGACUAUCAUACCGAAGUUUCACCAGGACCCUCUGGCCAUUCCGUUCCUGAAGUCACGGCUGUCUUUCCUUGAUCAGCUACGCAUCGCUUUCCCAACAUGCCUCAAGAUACUGACCUGGCUCCGACUCACUUCUGGUGGAGACAUGAUCGACGGAGCAGAAAUACCUGAGAUUCUGCAGGCAGCAAAAUAUCGGUACGGAGCUCUGGUCAGAGAGAACCAUCGAAGGCCAUUGCAAGCGCAGCUCCCUGAUGAUCAGCUUCGCAGAAUGGCAAUUGACCAAGCCUUGUCGGAGAUGCACAUCGACCCCAUUGGCAGAAUCGGGUAUAUUCACGAAUGGGCUGAUGAUAUAUCAACAGCUACGCCCGAUCCAGACGACCUCAACUUGAGCGACGCUGACGUUGACGAGAUGACGGCAGGAGGACACGCACUCGCACCCAGAGCACAGAUGUCUGACGAAACGGAGAUCAGCCCAACGGUACCACUCGAGAGACUUCUUGAACCGGUCGAUCUCCCCGAGGCUAACAUGCCUGACCCUUCAGCCCCAUCCACUCCAGUACCCGGACUCUCAAGAGCCCCGUCUCUGGCACGGGCAUCACACACCCCUGAAAGGCUUCAGGGUAUCGCCCCACGACCAGUGCGUCGUCCAACUGAGCUUGACGAAGAUAUCUCGGCCAUUGCUUCAUCGUUGCAGAAUCGAGCAGCCACUCCGAAACCAGGUUAUGAUCACCGCUCGAAUCCGAAGUAUUUUCGGGUCACUACGUUGUCUACAUUUACAGGUGAUCUAACAUGUCUCUGCGCAAGCUCUUUCUUGGCGUCAAUGAUCAUGUUGCCGUUCGACGUUUACUACACAAGAAGGCUUGCCACUGCAUUCUUGGCUUCCGGAACGGCACAAACUCCACGAGCUACAUCAAUUCUUGAAGACAUUGGGCCUCUCAGGCCAACCAUGGGAAUAUUCAACAGCAGUACGCUUGCGCUGACGGCGAAAGUGCUCAUGACAUUCCACUUAGAGGCUCUGGCGAAAUUGUUAGUUUUAUCUGUUGGGUCGCGUGUCUGUUCAUGGAUGGGAAAAGCCUGGUUCCUCUGGGGGCGCGCGUAA
Messenger RNA from Cyphellophora europaea CBS 101466, 2085 nucleotides. RefSeq lists its product as uncharacterized. The transcript has 4 exons. The record is from RefSeq and is a predicted model, not a curated record. Lineage: Eukaryota; Fungi; Ascomycota; Eurotiomycetes; Chaetothyriales; Cyphellophoraceae. Bases 1 to 2085 code for a protein of 694 amino acids.